CAACCGCUCCGCACAGGAUCGCUCCGACCCCUGAGAAGCCUGUUGAUGGCGAGUCGGAAGACUGCUACAAAUGCCAUCUCUGUAGUCCGAAGUCGUGCAAAGACACGAUCCUGCGCCUUCGCGACGGCCUCUCUCUUCCAAUUCCACAGGACGUGCUGCAUCGGAGCCGUUCAACAAUCACGAAGCGCUGUGAGGGGGCGCAGACUGCUGAGUAAAUCUGCAAACGGUAGAUCUGGGCCAUCUGAGGCCAUGGCGAGAUCCGCUCCUCCCCAUUGCUCUGAUCAAGCCGUGGAGCGAACAUACGAAGAUGCUUUGAGAGUCAUUUCCAGUCGCAAAAGACAUGCAAGACCGCAAGCCUCCAACACGACAAUUGCAACAGUGAUCGGAAAACCGCAGGACACGCCCGACCUCAGAGGAACUCCGAGCAUUGUAGGCAUGUCUGAAUGGCUGCGAAUGCUUGGCCACAGUGACGAAAAUAUCAAUUCCUUGAACAUCAUCCAUGUGGCUGGCACGAAAGGCAAAGGAAGUACGUGUGCAUUUGCCGAAUGCAUUCUCCGAUCGCACGGCACUCGCACAGGCUUUCCAAAGAAAACUGGUCUUUACACCUCUCCACAUUUGAUGAAACCUGAGGAGCGGAUACGCAUCAACUCCGAGCCACUAGCACCAGCAGUCCUUGCCAAAUACUUCUUCGAGGUGUACGACUUGCUCCCUCAACUUGCGACAGAGUACGAUCCACAAAAGUUGCCCAUCGAUCGAGGGCCACGAUUGCUUCAACUCUGGGCGUUACUCGCUUUUCACGUCUUCAUUCGGGAAAAGGUUGAUGUCACCAUUCUCGAGACUCAUAACGGCGGCGAAUACGAUGCUACAAAUGUUAUCAAGAGCCCUUUAGUGACAGCUGUCACGACACUCGGAAUGGACCACAUUGAUAUGCUGGGCCCUACUAUUGAGAACAUUGCCUGGCACAAGUCUGGAAUCUACAAGACCGGAGCGGUGGCUCUGUCGACCAUGCAGGAUCCCCAGCCUGCCGCGAUUCUGGAUGAAAGGGCUGCCGCAAAAGGUCAGCAGAUCACAUUCGUGGGCAUUGACGAUGUUCGCUUACCGAGAGACUCGCUCAAGCUGGAGCCUUCUGUUCGAAGAAAGAAUGCAUCUUUGGCGGUUGCAAUAUCCGAACAAUUUCUAGAAAAAAGUUUGGGCUCUGGCCGAUCAGAGGUAGGGUUGACUGCCAAUGACAUUGCCGCUGGCAUUGAGCAAUUUGCGUGGCCUGGUCGCUUCCAGAUCGUUCGUGAUGCUGACAGCACAUGGUUUCUGGACUCUGCGCAUAACGACAUGAGUGUGGCCAUCGCAGCACAGUGGUUCGCGGACGCCGGUCAGAGGAUGCAGCAGAGUGACGCCGACCCUGUACGCAUCCUGAUAUUCAGCCACAUCAAUGAGCUUCGUGAUACGGCCGCACUACUGGAGAACCUCGCGAUCGCGCUGAGAGAUUCGAGUGCGUCUAUCAGCCAUGUGAUAUUCAGCACCUAUGCCGAGUCACAGGAGCCAACGAGCAGGACGACCACCGAGGAUUCUGGCCUGUUUCACGAAGUAUGGACCAAGAUUCUGCCAGAUACACAAAUCUGGGACGAGCCCUUCAUUCAGAAAGCAAUGGAACGCGCAAAGGUACUGGGCAAUCAGGAUGGCAGAGGGAUGCAGACACUCAUUACCGGCAGUCAGCAUUUGGUCGGUCCCGCGUUGCGUGUGCUUCAAUCAGGUAGCGCUGAAAUAUGA
Messenger RNA from Cercospora beticola, 1764 nucleotides. RefSeq lists its product as uncharacterized. Gene Ontology annotation, molecular function: tetrahydrofolylpolyglutamate synthase activity; ATP binding. The record is from RefSeq and is a predicted model, not a curated record. Gene Ontology annotation, biological process: tetrahydrofolylpolyglutamate biosynthetic process. Lineage: Eukaryota; Fungi; Ascomycota; Dothideomycetes; Mycosphaerellales; Mycosphaerellaceae. Gene Ontology annotation, cellular component: cytoplasm; cytosol; mitochondrion.